GGUUCACGUUAUCACGCUUUUUGUAUUUUAGCUUCUCAUCAACCUUCCUCAUCUCGCCCAUCAAAAUUUUCAAAAAAUACCCAAACUUGCAGCGUUUGAUGGGACUGCGGACGCUGUCAUUUUAUUUUUAUAUAGCUUGUGAAUGAUAACGUACGAUGUAGAGCCUUUGUGAAAAAUAAUGAGCCAAAGUGGUUUCCUUCUGCUAUUUAUUAGCCCUGUAAUAUCGCUCUCGUAGCACCAAUGGACCAUAUGCAAAAUUGCUUUGUGCUCUGGCAACACUGUGCAUUUUGACCCCGCCGCCAUUUUAAUGUGGGCGAGCGGUCGACGGCAACGCGUUCGCUAGUACGGCCGUACGACGCCUGAACAUUUAUUUACUUCACUGCGCUGAGCUACUGCGGUAGCCUCAGCAAGACGUUUCCCAGUGCCCGAACAUGUGAUGUGGACAAACUGUUUAGGAAUUUCGCCACAUAUAUUGAAUGACACUGUAGCGGACUUAAUAAACCAGGCUCCGACGUCAUCCAAGCAGCAGACCAAAUCUUGUGCCUUCGCCGUGGAAGCGUACACCUUGCCGUUGUCGGUUGUGACCAACGCCUGUGACACAAGUCUCGGAAUUGUCUAUGCACGUGCCACGUGCUACCGAAGCCAGAAGAAGAGUGGCCGGCCGUACAAAGUCUGCUUGGCUUUGAAAACUGACAGUGGAGCAGUGGCUGAUUCUACUUGUGAGCGCCCCGCUGGGAGUGGUGGUGCGUGCAGCCACAUUCUUGUGGCUCGGCGCGUCCUUCUUCUGCUGAAGCAGAAGGGCUUCAAAGAGGCACCACCAGAGCUUUCAUGCACAGAGUUGCCACAGCAAUGGAGGCACCCCCGACGACAAGGCAUCAAUCCCAUGGCCAUGCAGAACAUGGACUGGCGGAGUCCACGUGAGGGUGGCAUGGACAUGUCAAUGUCACCCUUAUUCGCUUGCAUUAAACACCCACGGUCCGCCUACACUGAACACAAAGCGAGUUCACCAGGCGAAGUGACACUACUCGACUGGCUGGAGCGCGUCUUCUCGACUACUAAGUAUACCCCACUCGAAGUUACACCGACCGCUCAUUGCAUCCUCCGCUGCGUUUCUAAACGACACUUUCAUAAUAAAGCACCGUUUUAUAAAGACCCGUGUCAGAGCACGCGUCACUGUCUGGAUCGUGGGCGCGUCCCCGCCGCCGUAUUCAAAGCGUUGCCAACGCCUCUGGCGCGAACGGAUGGCAGACGACGUAACUCCUUCGCUAACUGCCCAUCCGUCGCAUUUUCCCACGUGCACGAAGCCGGAGUCCGGCUCGCAUUUUCCGUCGCAGGCGGAGUGCUGUCCGAAAAGCCCAGUCACCCAAAGGUGUUGUGGUGAGCUAAGAGGAGACCGUAGACAAUAAAAUUUCUCUCCCGCAUCCGCCCUGCCAGACAGACAAAGGCGCGUUGCGUGUGAAAAAGCCAUCAGAAGUUUAUGGUCGCCCGCGCGUAGUGGUCAAGCCUCGCCAGCAUAAAAAUGGCGGAUAUGGUACCUGCGAGGUUCACUAGAUGGCGCUGUUAAUUUUGCAUAUUGCCUAUUAAGGUCCAC
Messenger RNA from Rhipicephalus microplus (southern cattle tick), 1591 nucleotides. RefSeq lists its product as uncharacterized. The record is from RefSeq and is a predicted model, not a curated record. NCBI's taxonomy places the organism in Eukaryota, Metazoa, Arthropoda, Arachnida, Ixodida, Ixodidae.